AUGAUCUUUAUCAGUAUCAUAGGUCAGCUCUAUCUCUUCGAAUAUAUGAACUCUCUUAAGGUUCCCCUCAACAAUAGAAACAUCACACCAGCCUUCUAGGAUUUAUUGCAAGAAAAUUGGAGUUUCUAAAAGGGCAUUGGCUAGUUGAAAUAUAACUAUCCUCAGAGACAGUUCUUUGUCCUCUUACCAGAUAAUUUCUAAAAUGACAACGAGCAAGAUUAGCAGAUACUUAUCAAAAGCAGAAUACCCAUUGAGAACCAAAAGCACUACUUGAAUGUGAUCUUUACUGGUUCCCACCAGAGUCAAAAGAACAACGUUAACAUCUUCCAAGAUAUCCUAUUUGAUAAGUCUUUCAGCCAAGAUAGCAUCUUUUAUCAAGUACAUAGAAACGAGUCUCACACGACAUUAAUUGGCAAGAACUCAGACAACUGGGAGAAGUCUUUCAUAGAUUUGAUCUAUAAAAAGCAAUUCGUCAAGUCAAGAGACCUGAGUCUUCUCAACACCUGCGCUGAAGCCCUAGAAAACAAAGACUUGAAAGGUUUAAUCAUUUUCGAUUUGCGCGGCGUUCGUGACUACAAGGCCACCUUAACUCUCUACAAGUAGUUCCAAGAACAGAAAGAAAAGUAUGUCAUGCUGCAAUAUCAAUCCAAGGAUAAAUUCAAACUAUUCUAAAGCUUCAAAGUCGACAAUGCCUUUACCUCAGAGAUCAUGCUUGAGGAUAUCAACGCAGUCUUGCAUGCUUUAAUUGGUGUGGGAAUCAACUAAAACAACAUGGGCUUGACUAGCUAUCAGUAUCUUAAACACUAACUUGACAAAAAUCUGAUAUCUUACAAUCAAAUUAAUAACAUCUUCAACCUCCAAAGAAUGUAUCAUCAGAUUAUUGCUAAGAGCUAUCUAUCUGAUGCAAACAUGCUCAAGUACUAAUAGUAGAUCGUCACUAAGUACAAGAUUAUAGUAGAAUUCUUUGAUCUCCACAUGAAUGAUGCAGUUAGAAAUAGACAACCAUAGGAUCCUUAAAACUAUGAAGCAUUUUCAACUCUCUGCAAAGAUUUGCUCAAUGAACUCUAUGAUGUAAUCACAAUUAAUCAUAAUAUGCAUAACAAGUCCUACAUCUACACCUACAUUGUAAUCUAAGUGCUUGCCUCUAUCAUUAUGAUCCUUCUAUUACUCAAGUCCGUCCUUUUUAUCGUUGAAAAUUACAAUGAGAGAAAUACCUCAGCUUCUUACCAGAUAUUAGGAAUAGUAGUAGUAUUCGCUCUGGCAAUAUUUGUUUUCUCAAUUGAGUUUAAUCUAUACUUGAUUGUAUUAAUGAUCUUAGCUGUUAUUGCAGCUGCUUUUGCUUUGUACUAAAUCUUUAAAGGGAAGAUUGAAAUCAACAACAUUAAGCAACUAGACUACAUUGAUAUCCAAAUACUCAUAAUUAUCAACAUUUGGAACGUUAUCCUAUCUUUUGACUCUGAUUUAAAGUAGGCUAUAACCCUUCUAAUUGUAUCACUGAUAAUAGCCUAAUCGCUUAGAAAGCUAAGAGGUGUAUCUCAGCUUAGCCUAAAGUUCUUUAUCUUAAGCAUUAUCUCAAUAGUGGCAGGAUACAGUGUAAACAACAAUAUUUUGGAGUCAUUUAUUUCUUCUAAUUCAAUUUAAGAAUUAAGUGAAUCUAACUUGCUCAGAGUUUACAUUCCAACUGCUAUAUUCAUUAUGGUAGAGCAAUUUAUUUACUCCAGCGAUAAAAUCAUGUUCCUUGUUGACAAUACAAUUUUCAUUAAUCUCUUGAGAGGAAAAAGUAUUCUUAGCUAUAUCUUAAUCCCUAGACUAUGGGCUGGAGAGCAAAGCAGACUUUUCAAGUCAUUCUUGUUCAGCUUUUAUCAGUUCUCAUUCUUUGGAAUAAUUAUUGCAGUCUUCAUCUUCAUUACCUAUGAAUCUGUCUUUAAGUAUCUAUCAGGCACUUACAACAGUUUGAUAAAUGAAAAAGAGUUGAGAAAAGACAUGACAGAUGACAUCAGUUACAGUAAAUUCUACCUACACAAGCAGAUUAAGUUUGAAAUCUUCUUAAUCAGCUUUUUAAACAUCUUGCCACUCGUCAUCUUAAUUAGCGGACCUGGAUUUUACUUGUAAUUGAUUGGAAUUUUGACAAUAGUUAUCACAUUAAUGGCUAUGGAGAUAAAGAUAAACCCAUACUUCCAUCACUCAUUCAUCACAAAGCUGCUCUUGGUUGGUCUCUUAUUCAAGCUCAAUGAUAAUAACGAGACUACUAAGUAACUUUAUGAGUAUGAAAUCGUUGUUUCAAACUAAAUCAUAGCUGGUCUCCUGGCUACUUUUAAAUAGUCAGCAGUUGAGAUUGUUAUCUUUAGUCUUUUCUGUCUUUACACUUUGAAAGUUAAAAACCAUAGACAAGUAGAAACUAAAAUCACUGAGGCUUUAGAGUUUGAUAGAUACUAUGAGAAUGAAGAGGACAUUUAAGCCCAAAUUCUUAACAAUGAAAUAAUAAACAAACUUACUUGCUAUUUCUUAUGCUUAAGUUCUGUUUACUUGGUUCAGAUAAUUAUUGAGAAUCUUAUUUUCAAUUCUGAUCAGACCAAAUCUAUUCAAGCAUAGAGAGAGUACUUCAGUAUUGUCGAGCUCAAUUCAGUACUAGUCAUCAUGGCUGUAUUUAUGCUCCAUUGA
Molecule: messenger RNA, 2661 nt
Organism: Stylonychia lemnae
Lineage: Eukaryota; Ciliophora; Spirotrichea; Sporadotrichida; Oxytrichidae
Source: the annotation of a GenBank genome assembly